AUGGCCCUCAGAAAGGAAUGGAAACCAAAGUACACAAAUACAUAUAAUCAGAAUUCUAGACCUGCUACUGCACCUGAGGCUCCUCCUGUAUCAGCUGAAGUAACCAGACAGUUACAUGGCCCAGAUAGUGAAAAGAGUUCCAAUUCCACGCCACUUUCUGAAACUUAUCAGAAUAUUGAAGAAACUGUGGAGGAGCAGGAUUCAAGUCAAAAUGGUAUGCUUACGUCCAAGGUGGAAGAUUAUCCUGACCAUCCACUCUCACCCAAUAACACGCCUAUGAAUCUAGAAUCGGGUGAGGUUGAUGGAUCAUCCAGUGCUAUUCAGGAGUCUAAUGAGUCCAAGCAAGAUACUGCUUUGCCGUCUGAAGGUCAUCAAUACCCAGGCAUGCAUAUUUCUCCAAACUAUAGUGAUGGUUUUGUGCCCCUGAUGUUGGGUCCUCAGCUCACACCAUCUGACAAUUCUGAGUCUCAGACACAUGAUAUUUCUCGGUUUCCAAGCUUUAUUGUGAGAGUCCUUUUACUAUAUGGCCGUCUUUCUCCUUUUGCUUCUGCCGGGGCAAUCACCAAGUACAACGGCAAUAUUACGGUGCUGCCUGCUCCAAAUUUUCAAUCUCCUCAAGAGGGUAUCUUGUCCACUGCAGGUCAAACCCCACUUUACAACUCAAGCUGCAGGACUGAUGCAAAGUACAAUAGCCGUUACUCAGCAACCUGUCCCAGUCUUCCGGCCGAGUGCGGUUCAUUUAUCCCAUUACCCUCCAAACUACAUUCCUUAUGGUCACUACUUUUCACCAUUCUAUGUCCCCACCUCCAGCAGCAGUCCACCAAUUUUUGGGUAACGGUGCCUUCCUUCAACAACCACUCAAACCCAACUCACCUUGUAAUGCCAAACACAUUUGGACUAUAUGGCUCCUCUCCAGCUGGUUAUAAUCAUAAUUCUGAUACAACUCCGGGGAAUUCAAACUCUAAUGAGGAUCUCGGUUCCUCCCAAUUCAAGGAAAUUAAUGUAUACAUCACUGGACAACAACAGAGCGAAGGUUCGGCAGUGUGGGUGGCUGCACCUGGCCGAGACAUGACUAAUUUGUCCACUAGUUCAUUCUACAACCUUCCUCCUCAAGGUCCGCAUGUGACAUAUGCCCCGACUCAGGCUGGCCACACCACUUUCGCGAGCAUCUAUCACCCCGCUCAAGCAGUGACAGCUGCAGCAGUCCAUCCACUGUUGCAGCAAUCUCAAACAAUGGCAGGAGCAGUUGACAUGGUAGGACCAGGUGGAAAUGUUUACCAGCAACCUCAACAUGCACAGAUCAAUUGGCCAAGCAAUUACUAG
Vicia faba (fava bean) is the source of this 1323-nucleotide messenger RNA. NCBI's taxonomy places the organism in Eukaryota, Viridiplantae, Streptophyta, Magnoliopsida, Fabales, Fabaceae. The record is from the annotation of a GenBank genome assembly.